Molecule: messenger RNA, 1032 nt
Organism: Enterospora canceri
Lineage: Eukaryota; Fungi; Microsporidia; Enterocytozoonidae
Source: the annotation of a GenBank genome assembly
AUGGCAACUACAAAAGACUUCGACAACAAGCAGAUCGUAUUUUACUGUGACGGAUGCUUCAGAAAGAUCACAAACAAUGAAUUCAUCACAUGUGACACCUGUGAUUUCGACAUGUGUCUACAUUGCUUCAAAAAUCGUAUUGAAACUGAAUCACAUAACACCAAGCACAAAUAUCGCACUGUAAGCCACCUGGAUAAGGAAAUGGAGAGUGGAUGGACGAUCAUUGAGAAUCUGCUCUUUGUGAGUGGCCUCAUUUCAUUUGGAAUUGGAAACUGGUACGAUAUUUCAUUCAUGCUCCCAUCAAAGACAGAGACAGAAAUCAAAGAGCAUUUUUACAACAUGACUGGAAUAAGAAACAGAACCACUGGUGAAACAACACAGAGUCAGAUUGGGAUAAAAAGUGAACCAAAUGACGUCAAUUUGGUCAAUUAUAUGCCACUCAGAAGGGACUUUGAGGUAGAACAGUAUAACGAAUUUGAAUCUUUGCUCCAGCACACACAAUAUGAAGAUAAUGAGACAGAAAUGAUCAAACAGCUAAAGAAUCACAUCUAUUACUACACACCUGUUGUAAUAAAGCAGCGUAGUAUUUGGAAUGAAUUCGUGAUAAGCAGAGACCUGGUGAAAGUAGACGAAUUGAAUGCCAAGGACCAGACACCAUUUGGAUUCUUUGUAAGUAAGUACAAAUGGCUAGCUCAGAUACUAAGCAAGCACGAUUUCAACGUAGUUGUUAGCAACUUCUUCAAAGAAACGCGGAUGAAGGAGCAGUUGAAGCAUUUGAGUGAGAGUGAGAUCAACAAAAUGGAGAGACUUCUUAAUUUCGAUAAUGUGCUAGGAAAAGAAGAAAAGGCACUGUGCAUAAAGUUGAGAUUGGGCAUAAGUGAAUAUAUCAAGCUCAAAAGACUGGCCUUGGAGAUGUUUGCAGCAAAAAAGAUGCUAAAAGGAUGCUUUCACAGCAUAUUUAAAGAGAAAGACAGAGAUAGGGCCGACAUUCUCUACAAAUGGUUUGUCAUCAAUGGUGUUGUAAUAGAAUGA